Molecule: messenger RNA, 742 nt
Organism: Trichobilharzia regenti
Lineage: Eukaryota; Metazoa; Platyhelminthes; Trematoda; Strigeidida; Schistosomatidae
Source: the annotation of a GenBank genome assembly
GGCGAUGAAAUCUCAGCACGGAUCCGAAAAGCUCGAGCUGCUUUCGCUGACUUACACCAUCUCUGGCGUAGGCGUGACAUCCGGUUAUCAACCAAGGGACGUGUGUACUGCUCAUCAGUUCGCUCCGUCCUUCUCUAUGGCUCUGAAACAUGGCCAAUACGCGUUGAAGACAUGAAAAGGUUGACUGCUUUCGAUCAUAGAUGUCUGCGAUCUCUGUCUCACGUUAGGUGGUUUCACAAGAUAAGUAAUGUUGACGUUAGGCGUAGAGUGUUGGGCAAAGAGGGAAAAUCAAUCGACGAGGCUAUAAAGUUACAUAGACUAAGAUGGCUAGGUCACGUGCUGCGCAUGCCUAACCACCGCCUCCCCCGACGGGCAUUGUUAGCUGAUAUAGGUUCAGGUUGGAAAAGAGCCAGUGGUGGCCAAACAAAAACAUGGCAUCAAUCCAUGAAAUCCUUGACAGUUAAACUGAGUCAGGUAGGGAGAUGCAGACUCCCGGGUUGGGGCCCUCGGGACUCUAGGAAUCAAUGGCUGGAGACAAUAGGUGACAUGGCUCAAAAUCGUUGUCAAUGGCGCAGAUGUAUUCAAUCUCUGUAAUCUUUCAUAUUCCUUUCUACCAUUACCCAUUCUGUUUCACUCUUAUAUUUGUCAAACUCUAUUAAUUCUCUUCACUCAUCUUCUUGUCUACCUCUGUGUGCUAUUUGGAACGUGGCAACUCGAACUGCUGCACUUCGGUGCCAAGUUC